Phaeodactylum tricornutum CCAP 1055/1 is the source of this 510-nucleotide messenger RNA. RefSeq lists its product with no specific name. Bases 1 to 510 code for a protein of 169 amino acids. NCBI's taxonomy places the organism in Eukaryota, Bacillariophyta, Bacillariophyceae, Surirellales, Neidiaceae. The record is from RefSeq and is a predicted model, not a curated record. The transcript has a single exon.
AUGCGUGUCAUCAAUCCGCUCCUGUCCCUCAUAUUGCUCCCAAUUAUAAAGGGUUGGGUCCCGUCAGGAAUAUCGUCUGGCACCUCAUUUCUGCAGCGGCAACGCGCAGCCAGUUGUUUGCGGUCCAUCGAAGUGGACAGUCUACUCGAAAUGGAUGUUGUGGUGUACUCCCUACAGAACGACGAAAACAAGACUGAACGGCUCGGUGCGGUACAAGAAGACGGUACACUGUCGCCGCUAUCCGUAUGGAGCGUUGAGCCGGCCUUUGGCGACUCUUUGGAGUUUCUGGUCGACGAAGAAGAUCGCUUUCCUGGCCUCACCGCCGAGGAUGUGAUCGUUCACCGCAUCGUGCCGCAAGAAUCGCUGGCCUACGGUUCCCGACAAGUAGGUGGUGGAAUGGGACCCAGCAAUCCACACGGUGAAGAGUCGGAGCUUCUGUAUUAUGUGGACGAAAACAUUAUUACAAAUAUUGAGCUAAUCGUCAAACCGGAGCUCGAAAUAUUUUGGUAG